Lactuca saligna is the source of this 309-nucleotide messenger RNA. The record is from the annotation of a GenBank genome assembly. NCBI's taxonomy places the organism in Eukaryota, Viridiplantae, Streptophyta, Magnoliopsida, Asterales, Asteraceae.
AUGGGAAGAUUAUUAGAUAUCUAUUUCGGGAGUAAUAAAGGGAAGAACUGGGAAAAUUAUGGCUUCAUACGGUUCAUCAGGGUAUCUGAUAUCAAAGCUUUGGAAUCGAAAUUGAACGGUGUUGCAUGUAGGAACAACAACCUUGAGAUUAACGUUGCAAGGCAUGGCCAGAAAACACCUCCACUACCUCCCAACAAAAUCAACAAGAAUUCAAGAACUACUGUCCCCCGGGACAAAACACUAAAAUCAAUGGAGGUGGACUUACUGAUCAUAGAACCUAUGCUCAAGUUACUGGUCGCUACAACUUAA